Schistosoma mattheei is the source of this 7427-nucleotide messenger RNA. The record is from the annotation of a GenBank genome assembly. Lineage: Eukaryota; Metazoa; Platyhelminthes; Trematoda; Strigeidida; Schistosomatidae.
AUGACCAAAAGUAGGGAUAGUACGAAUCUGGGAGAAGACGAUACAUCUGUCAUAACUAAGAAAUCAGAUAUAGGUCAGCAUUUUCUACGUGCUGCCCGUGCUGGAAAUAUUCAAAAGGUUUUGGUACUCAUCAAUGAGCACAACGCAGAUGUACAUGCCUGUAAUGCAAAUGGGUUAAAUGCGCUUCAUUUAGCUUCAAAAGAAGGUCAUGCAGAAGUUGUACGUGAAUUAAUUGAACGUGGUGCAAAACCGAAUACUGCUACAAAAAAAGGGAAUACAGCUUUACAUAUUGCAAGUUUAGCUGGUCAAUUUGAAGUGGUUAAAUUAUUACUAGAGGCUGGAGCUGAGGUGAAUAUUCAAGCUCAGAAUGGUUUCACUCCAUUGUAUAUGGCUGCUCAAGAAAAUCAUUUGGAAGUUGUACGUCUACUAUUAGCCAAUGGUGCCAAUCCUGGUUUAACUACAGAUGAUGGUUUUACACCACUUGCUGUAGCUUUACAACAAGGUCAUGAUCGUGUAGUUGCUUUAUUAUUAGAAAGUGAUUCUCGUGGUAAAAUCUGUUUACCAGCUUUACAUAUUGCAUCUAAAAAAGAUGAUAUUAAAGCUGCCAAUUUAUUAUUAAAUAGCGAUGUCAAUGUAGAUCAUCAAUCAGCUAGUGGAUUCACUCCACUUCACAUCGCUGCACAUUAUGGUAAUGUGAAUAUGACUGAAUUAUUGAUAUCACGUGGUGCUAAUAUUAAUUUUCAAGCUAAAAACAAUAUAACUCCAUUGCAUGUAGCAUCUAAAUGGGGUAAUCAAGGUGUAGCUGAACGUUUAAUUACAGCUGGUGCGGAACUUGACUGUCGUACACGUGAUGGAUUGACACCAUUACACUGUGCUGCUAGAUCUGGACAUGAUACAGUUGUUCAAUUAUUAUUAAGUGCUGGAGCACAUAUCUCUGCUAAAACAAGGAGUGGUUUAAAUUCAUUACAUAUGGCAGCUCAAGGUGAUCAUGUAGAUACUGCACGUUUACUUUUACAACAUGGAGCACAAUCUGACGAUCCAACAAUUGACUUUUUAACCGCAUUACAUGUUGCUGCACAUUGUGGUAAUGUACGUGUAGCAAAAUUAUUACUUGAGCGUGGAUGUGAUGUCAAUGCAAGAGCAUUGAAUGGAUUUACACCUUUACAUAUUGCAUCUACAACAGAGUCUGGUUUAACACCAUUACACGUUGCAUGUUUCAUGGGGCAUCUAAAUAUUGUCGUUUUAUUAUUACAACAUGGUGCUAAUGCAAAUGCACCAACUGUACGCUGUGAAACUAGUUUACACUUGGCAACACGUGCUGGACAAAUUGAUGUAGCUCGUCUACUCUUACGUAAUGGUGCUCAAGUGGAUGUGAAAGCUAGAGGCAACCAGACACCACUUCAUAUAGCAUCACGUAUUGGUAAUUUAGAAUUAGUCACUUUACUAUUGGAAUAUGCUGCUAAUGUACAGUGUUCAACCAAAGAUACUUAUACAGCAUUACAUUUAGCUGCAAAAGGUAAUCAUAAAGAGAUAUGUGAACUAUUAUUAAAAAAUGGAGCAGAAUUAGAAAUAACAACGAAGUCUGGUUUCACUCCAUUACACUUAGCUGUGAAACAUUCGCAUUUAGAAACAGCUAGAUUUUUACUUUUAUCCGGUGCUGAUAUGAAUGCAGUUGGACGUAAUGGUUUAACACCAUUACAUUUGGCUACACAUUACGGAUGUUUACCUAUGGUUGAAUUAUUACUUGAACAUAAAGCAUCUCCAGUUUCACAAGCUAAAAAUGGUUUUAUUCCAUUGCAUAUUGCCGCAGAAAAACAUUUAGUGGAUAUUGGCAAAUUAUUAAUUGAAGCUACUGUUGACACUAAUAAUAAGAAUAUGAAAAAUACUAAUGAUAAUGGCGGUUGUGGUUUCGAUGGUGGUUGCUGUAGUAUACAAUCACGUAAUGGUUUCACUCCGUUACAUUUAGCUUGUCAAGAUGGAAAUGAGAAAAUGACUAAAUUACUAAUUGAUUCUGGAUCUAAAGUAAAUGCUUUAGCGAAAAAUGGCCUUACAGCAAUGCAUUUAGCAGCACAAGAGGAUAGUGUUAAAGCUGCAGAAUUAUUAUUUAACGCUGGUUCUGAGUUAGAUUUGAAAACAAAAGCAGGAUAUACUCCUUUACAUACAGCUUGCCAUUUUGGUCAAGUAAAUAUGGUUCGAUUUUUACUUGGCAAAGGUGCUGAUGUAAAUGCUAUAACAUGUAUGGGAUCAAAUGCUUUACAUUUAGCUGCACAACAAGGUCAUUCGACAGUUAUUUACAUUUUAUUAGAAAGUGGUGCUAAUCCAAAUAUGCGUAACAAGUAUGGUUGGACACCAGCGCAUGUUGCUCGCCAUCAACAUUAUUUAAAUAUAUUUGAAGCAUUACGUCAGGUAACUACAUGUGUAGAAUCAUGGGAGCAUGAAAAUACCGAUGAAUUGCCAAUGAAUGCAGAAUUGGCAUCAUCUAUGUCAUCUGGUCCAGAGUAUCAUAAUUCUUCUUUGAGUAGACAACAGCAUAUCUCUGCUAAUCGACUUGGUCUUGAACAUCCAGACAUGAUGAGAGAUAAUCCAAUUACAGAUACUGAAGAAGAAUGUAUUGAACCGGAUUUCACAAUUAUGCCAUCAUCACCAUUAUUUUCACGUGCACAAAGUAGACAGAGUCUUAGUCAACAAAUACACAUACAACCACAACAACAACAAUAUGUUCAACAUCAUCCACAAUCUCAUCACAAAUCAGAUAACAAACAUUCUGAUGAACAACAACAUUAUGGUCAUCGUAGUGGUGGUGUGAAUCACGUUAAAAUAGCUCCAGACAAAUUAUCAAAUGUAUCAGGUGAAGAUAGUAUACAUGAAGGCACAACAGCCGAAAAUGCUCACGCACUUAAUUGGCGUGAUGGACAUUUAAAUUAUGGUACCAGGGAAGUUGGAUUGUCUGAAACUCGAAUAAGUCGAGAUUAUGCUGAACUCGGUAUGGCAGGUGCUCCAAGUUUAACAGGGUUUUCCGGACUAGUCGAAUGGGAUUUCACCCCAGACAAUGUACCGAUUCCUCGAAGACCUAUAGCUUCAGGCUUUCUUGUAUCAUUUUUGGUGGAUGCACGUGGUGGAUCGAUGCGUGGUAGCCGUCAUCCAGGUCUACGAAUUUUAGUCCCACCAAGUGCAGCAAGUGCACCAACACGUAUUACCUGCCGUAUGUUACGACCUGAACGUACAGCUCGACCACCUCAAUUGAAUGAUUGUGAAGGAUUAGCUUGUCGUAUCAUUGAGUUAGGACCGCAUCCAUGUCGUUUCAAUUCACCAGUUGUGUUAGAAAUUCCACAUUUUGCUUCAUUACGUGGUCGUCAACGUGAACUCGUUGUAUUACGUAGUGAUAAUGCUGAAAUAUGGCGUGAACAUUCACUAGAAGCUACAGAUCAAGCAGUUCAGUCAGCUGUAGGUCAAAGUUUCGACACGUUAGAGACGCUGGAAGAACUUCGUGCGAAACGUAUUAUUCGUAUAUUGACUAAUGAUUUUCCACAAUAUAUGGCAGUUGUUAGUAGAAUACGCCAAGAAUCAUCUUUAGUUGGUUCAGAUGGUGGUGUUCUUAGUUCAACAGUUGUUCCACAAGUUCAAGCUGUAUUCCCAGAAGGUGCACUACAGAAAAGAAUUCGUGUCGGUUUACAAGCUCAGCCAAUCGCUCCAGAGUUAGUUACACGAUUAUUUGGUAGUCGUGUUACAGUCUCGCCAAUUGUCACAUUAGAACCACGUCGUCGUAAAUUUCAUAAACCAAUCACCUUAACUAUACCAUUACCGAAAGCUGUUGUUCGUGGUAUGCUGAAUCCAUCGGUGAAUGAUUUAAAAUCACAAAAUGUACCAAGUUUACGAUUGUUGUGCAGUAUUACCGGUGGUACAGCGCCAGCACAAUGGGAAGAUAUUACUGGAUCUACACCAUUGUCUAAAGUGAAAGAUUGUAUCUCCUUCACGACAACAGUUUCAGCGAGAUUUUGGCUAAUGGAUUGUUCAGCUGUACAUGAAGCUGCAGAAUUUGCAAGUAUGCUGUAUGCCGAAGCCACGUUAGUUCCAUAUAUGGGUAAAUUUGUUGUAUUUACCAAACGUUUGGAUAUGGAUGAAGCAUUAGUUCGAUGUUUCUGUGUCACAGAUGAUAAAGUAGACAAGACUUUGGAAUGUCAAGAAGGUUUUGAAUUGUGUGCUGCUUCACCAGAAGUUGAAAUAAUUGAAAGUCGACCAGUUUGGCUGGAAACAGCUGGUAAUUUAUUACCUGUAGCAAAAUUAAGUGAACAAUUACGUUUACAUUUCAAUGCAUUCCAUGAGAAUAGACUUGCAUUUCCAGUACGUGUAAAAGAUCUUCAACAAGAAGCUAUUAGUAAAUUAGCAUUUAUGCGUGAACCACGACAACCAAUUCGAGAUGGAGAUGGUGAUUCACAAUAUAUCUAUCAUGAAAUAACUCCUGUUCAAAAACCAUUAUGUACAUUAGAAAUUCGACUUAGUUCAGAUAAUGGUGUUAAUGGUCAACACGGUCUUGAUCUUUCAUUGAUUGGUUUAGAAAAUCAUCCAGAAUUUUUAGAUCAAUUAAAUGAAACUAGUGCAGCUGAAUUAACAAUGGGUUCAUUAAGUUGUGUAUUCCCAUAUCCUAAACGUGUUAUUAAUGAUGAACAAAUUCUUAAUGGACAAAAUAAUGAAAUUAAUAAACCUAUUGGUGGUAAUUUGGCAUCAACUUAUACAUCAGAUGUAAUUGCUCGUAGUCAAAUUGAUUUACUGCAAGUUGCUAGUGAAAUUGGCUCAGAUUGGCCUAAACUAAUCGAAUUCCUUUUACCUCAAUCUCAUUUAAAUAGUUCAUGUACUGUGAAUCAAUUAGUUAAUUGGAUUAAUGAAAAUGAACCAAAAUGGCAAAUUAAAAGAAAUCAGUUAGCUAUGGAAAUGGGUAAAAUAACAGGAGAAAAUGACGGAGGUGAUGUAGUUGGCAGUUUUGGUGGUCCAAUUAGUGUAAAUGAAUUACGUACAAUACAAGAUCAAGCAUUAGCGGUAUUAUUGGCAUGGCGUGAAGAAAAUGGAGAUUCAGCCACAGGUAAUGAAUUAGAUUAUGCACUUCGUCGAAUCGGUCGUGAAGAUGUCAUUAAAUCAUGUAUGCGUGAUAUUCGUUAUGUACUUGAUGCUGAUGAACAUGCAAAGGCUACGCGUCAAAUAGAUGAAGGUAAACGUUCAGAUCCUGUGAAUCCUAAUUUGUCAGAUCCUUUCUCAACUUCUCUAGCAGCAACAUCAACUUUAAUGUCUGGCAUGAAUGACAUAACAGCUAAUGAUGUUGGUGAUCAGUCUAUGAUUGGCUUUGAUAGAAUAGAUGCAUUAAAACAUCCAGAUGUAAGGAUUACUCCGAUGCCAGAUGAAUCAGAGCUGAUUCCUCAAACUCAUCUUGGCCUAGAUAGUCAAAGUCCAAGAAAAUCCGAUGUCAUUAUUCAUGGUAGUGGUGAUGAAGAAGAAGAGGGACGACCUUCUCCUGCUUCACAACAAGGUCAGACUGAAGUAGAAGAAGACAAUGAAGAGUUUUGGCAACAACAGCAACAUCAAGCAGGAAUUGAACCAGCUUGUUCAACUAGUCAACAAGGUGGUGAUCCAAUGGUUGUACAGAAACAUGAUGAAAUAAUUGUACAAGAAGAAGCAGAUAUAAUUCGCGACAGUGAAUCAAUGAGCAGUUCUGAAUUGAUUGCAUCUACUUUACAAGGUUCUCAACAAGAGAUAUAUGAUACAGAUGCGAAAAUUGCAGGCACAUUAAAGUUAGAAGGUGAAGUUGAAGAAGAUGCACUUCAGAGUCAACGACAGCUGGAAAAUAUUGGAGGUCAUCAUAGAGAAGCGGACUUAUUAUCACCUACACAAAUUCAUCAAGAAGAACAUAGUAUUACUAGUUUAUCAGAGGAUAAUAACGGUGAUGCUGGUUUAAAACAAUUAACAAGUGCCAAUAAUACCAACACUAAUGAUAUAACAACUUCAACUAGAUCGCAACCUACUAGUGAACAUCGUUGGGAUCAAGAAGAUGAUCUAUCAGAUAUUGUUUUACAAAACGAAACUGAUAAAAUGAGUGAAACCGAUAUUCAGUCGUCACAUGAAGUGACGAAUAAUGAAACACCAGAUGUAGAUAUAAGACAUGCUCAUCAUGUUGGCUAUACAUCAGAUCAACCGAUAGAUAAUAAUAAUAGUAGUAUAAUGCAAAAUCUUGAAGCAUAUAAUGAACAAGAUGUUAUUGGUGAUAAUGAAUUGGAUGUUAUGGAAUCAUCAAGACAACGACAAGAUAAUUCUAAUGAACAUCAACAACAACCUUCAAUCGUUGCUUCAUCAAAUGCACAUCAUGGUCUUGCAUCUAUUCCACAUAAUGAAGAUGGUGGCAAUGCUGGUGAAUAGAAAAAAUUCCUUAGAAAAAAGAAAUACAGAACAAUAGUAACAACAAAUUAAACGAAACAUCUCGAAGAGAAAAUCCGGUUUCAUGUAGUUGUUAUUUGUCAUGCUUUUUUUGUGUAGAUUUUGUUUUAUAUUCGUUAUCACUUUAAUUGUUUUCUUCUUUAUAUAAGAACAAUAAGAAUGUGAGUUUAUGAUGAGAGGGCAUUGGGGAGAAAAGCUAUUCAUUGCAUUAUUGUUGUCUAUCUUUCUUUUUGUUUUCCACAUUCUCUCAUAUGCACAAACUUCGCUAUGCCUUAUCUAGUCAUUAAAAAAAAAAACAACACAGCAUCGAUGUUCGUUUCACAUGUGUUGUACACUUGCACACACACACACACACACCAUCAUCCGUUCCUCUUUCGUUGUACUCCUUCAAUGUUCGACUUACCAUAUUCUAUAUAUUGCUUGAUUUCUUUUUCUGACUACAUCUCGCAAUGCAAUACAAUAUUUUAUGCAAGUCAUAAUAAUAAAUAAUUAUGUAAUUUUAAUUUCUAUGUAUUAUUUUUUUUGUUUCUAUUUUAAUUGAUAAAAUGGUUACACUCUUUACUCCUAUUUGAAUUAUGGUUAUUGUUAUUGUUAUUUGAAGAGAUAAUUCAAGAUGUGGAAACCUUUCAAGGAAUAUACAGUAACGAGAAAACAUACACACACACACACACUGAGAAGAAUCAUUACAAUUCAAUAAACAUACAAAGUUUCCCUAUUACUAUUUUGUUUGUUUGUUUUCUUUUGAUGUAACACGAGAAUUUUCGUUUGUUUUCAUCCGAAACGAUGAUUUUAUGUUUGAAUGUAGAGAAUUUUCUAUUGAAUGUUAAUCUGAUCUUUCGAUAUAUGGGUGUGUUGUUGUUGUUGUUUUUCCUUCAGUGCUACAGGAUACUUUAAUUCGUUAUUCUCUUUACUUUUCUUGUUCUAUCAUACAACAAUCUUUAUGUUAUUUUCAAUUGUUUGUUAGCAAUAUACAAAUAAAUAAUGCUUGAAUAAUAAUGGUUAUAUAA